This is a messenger RNA of Castor canadensis (American beaver), 3578 nucleotides long. The record is from RefSeq and is a predicted model, not a curated record. Lineage: Eukaryota; Metazoa; Chordata; Mammalia; Rodentia; Castoridae.
UUUUAUAAGAAAUAUGUCGGGGGGUGCUUUCUUAGGGCGGGGAGGCGGAGGAAACCUCUGAACAUUUGAACAUUUUGGAGAGGUUAUUCCGAAAGAUACUCUCUUGGCAGUUGGGAAUGUUCAGGGCCAUCACGAUGACGCGCUCUCGGCUCUGUGGGCAACUGAGAGUUGAAUGUCUUUGGCCCUGGUACAGUUGGGGUCCGGGAAAUACCUAAAGGCUGGCCUGGCUUUGAUUAACCCCCGCCCCGGGUGAGGGACCCCAGGCUGUUGGGUGAGUCGGGGGCGGGGGGCUCAGCCCCUCGGUGGAUGUCAAAAGGUUCCUGUCUUCCCCAGGCUCGCGCGCGCACGCACGCACGCAAGGCGGCCACUGAGGCAGCGCGAGGGAAAGUGGGGCUCCGUAUCCCCAUCCCCGAUAUACCAUCCCCCGGGAUGGCCAACGUUCCCCCCGCCCCUGGGGGGGAAGGCAGAGGUUUCCCUGUGGAACGCGGGUCCUACACCUAGACUGUCAGAACUGACAGGGGCGGGUGGCGGGUCCCGCGCAACUUCCAAGGUUCCCGGGGCUGCCAGCCUCAGGAAAGCGCUGGGGUAGCCGAGCAGCUCUAGAGCUAAGGACGAUGGUUUGCAGAGGAAAUGGGUUAUUUCCUUCUGGGUUGUUUUCAUUGCCUCCACCCCAGCAGACAGGUGAUCAAAGUUUGUUAGGUAAAAUGUCACCGAACUCGGGGGGCGUCAGUCUUGGAAAAAGCUCCCGAAAUCCAACUGGGGAAGAGCAGUUACAACUUGUCAACCUGGAAGCCGGUUGUUUGCACAGCCAGCUUCUCCGUGCCAGCUUCCACCGUGGGAUUAAGAUUUCUCUGUGAUCUUACUGUUUUUUGUAAAUCACGGUAAGAGGGGUGUCUUGUUGCCAAACCCUUAUGCUGGAAUCUCUUUCGAUGCAUCUCCCCAUGUCCCAAGCACUAGUGUGAGGCACUUUGGGGAUGAACACCAAAUGAUACCGGUAAAUAUAGUAGAAACACCUUUUCAUGUAAUUAAGCGAAGGGCGUCCAAGAUAGACUGACCGUAUGUAAACAAACCAUGCAGCCAAGUGGAAAAACUCUUAAAGCGUACUACUAACCCAGAGUUUUCUCCCUGUGGUUUCCUAAAACAGGACUUUUCCUCAGAGGAACUCCUUAGGAGGACACUUAAAUUAGGGGCUCGGGUUUCAACAUCAUAGUCUUGCAAAAUGGAUGAAUUGGUGGUAGUCAGUGAUUCAACGCUGCCGAGCCAGCGUCCAGAUUAAGAAUGACCCAAAAGAAAUCAAACCCUUGUUCCAGAGUCAAUGUGUAUACUCAAGUGCCUGACGGAGGAUGGGGCUGGGCAGUAGCUGUUUCUUUUUUCUUCGUUGAAGUCUUCACCUAUGGCAUCAUCAAGUCAUUUGGCGUCUUCUUUAAUGACUUAAUGGACAGUUUUGAUGAAUCCAACAGCAGAAUCUCAUGGAUAGUGUCAAUAUGUGUGUUUGUCUUAACGUUUACAGCUCCCCUCUCCACAGUCCUGAGCAAUCGCUUUGGACACCGGCUGGUAGUCAUGGCAGGAGGAGUACUGGUCUGCACCGGGAUGGUGGCAGCCUCCUUCUCACGACAGGUCCACCACAUGUACAUCUCCAUUGGGAUUGUCUCGGGUUUGGGGUACUGCUUUAGUUUUCUCCCAACUGUCACCAUUCUGUCACAGUACUUUGACAAAAGACGCUCAGUCGUCACUGCUGUUGCUUCUACAGGAGAAUGUUUCGCUGUGUUUGCUUUCGCACCAGCCAUCACAGCCCUGAAGGAGCACAUCGGCUGGAGGGACAGCCUCCUGUCCGUGGGCCUCCUGCAGUUGAACAUUGUCGUCUGCGGGGCACUGCUAAAACCAAUUAUUAUCAGAGGACCAGGGUCGCCAAAAACAAUGACUUACGAGCAGCGCAAAGAAGUGCAGUACAUGCUUGAAAAUGAGAAAACACGGACCUCAAUAGACUCCAUCGACUCAGGAGUAGAGCUAACUACCUCACCCAGAAAUGUGCCUAGUCACACAAACACGGAGCUGGAGCCCAGGGCGGACCAGCAGCAGACCCUGGUGGACGGUGCCCCGCACAGCGGGAAGAGCGCCCCACUGUUAGACUUCUCUGUCUUGAAAGAGAAGAGCUUCAUUUGGUAUGCACUGUUUGGUCUCUUUGCCACACUGGGAUUCUUCGCCCCUUCCUUGUACAUCAUUCCUCUGGGCAUCAGUCUGGGAAUCCACCCAGAUCGCGCUGCGUUUUUAUUAUCUACCAUGGCGAUUGCUGAAGUGUUCGGAAGGAUUGGGGCCGGUCUCAUCCUCAACAGAGAGCCCAUCCGCAAGCUCUACAUCGAGCUCAUCUGUGUCGUCUUACUGACCGUGUCUCUCUUUGCCUUUCCUUUUGCUACGGAAUUCUGGGGUCUCAUGUCAUGCAGUGUGUUUUUCGGGCUCAUGGUGGGAACAAUAGGAGGGACCCACAUCCCGUUGCUGGCUGAGGACGACGUGGUGGGAAUUGAGAAGAUGCCUUCUGCUGCUGGAGUCUACGUCUUCAUUCAGAGCAUAGCAGGGCUGGCAGGGCCACCCCUGGCAGGUCUGCUGGUGGACCAAAGCAAGAUCUACAGCAGGGCCUUCUACUCCUGCGCGGCUGGCAUGGCCCUGGCUGCCGUGUGCCUCGCCCUGGUGAGACCGUUUAAAAAGGGACUGUGCCAGCAUCGUCGUUCAGGUGACACAAAGACGGGGAGCCAUCGUGGGAAGACGUUACAAGACAUACCCGAGGACUUCCUGGAAAUGGAUCUUGGGAAGAACGAGCACAGAGUUCAUGUGAAAAUGGAUCCAGUAUGACACAUUUUCACAUAGCAAACACAGCAUUGGUUGGGAGGGGGGAAGCCAGAGGACACGGAGAGGUAGAGGCGUUAACCACUCCACUUCACUUUCAAAAUGCAUUUUAAAGUGAUGUGUAUGUGCACAGCACUACGACAUCUUUUCUUCCCUAAGGUUUCCUUUUUGCUUGCUUUUUUAAGCCAAAACAAAAACAACACUUUUUCCAUAUAUAAAUCUGGCCCUAUUCAGUAGCAAUACAAAGAUACACAGAAGGACUCCUUGAUUCACAUUCCAGUAUUAAAAUAGUGACAUGAAUUAGCAAAGUGAUCUUAAGAGCACACACACGUGACAAACCACACCUUACAAAAUGACAUCCAGUCCAGGUCAUGGGAUAAAAUUGGCCGUUCCAAUUAAGAGCCUCUUGGAUCAUUUAAAAAAUUUUUUCAUUUUCAGAAAUACGAGUAAGUUUGUUUUUUGAACAACUUCAAGAAUACUGAGGUUUCCAUUAACAAGUUAUGGCCUCUGAAUUUUCCAAAUAUUGCAUGGGAAUGAAGCACAGUUUAAAACCAAAAUAUGCAACAGAUAUUUUUAAAUAUAUAACUUGAACUUCAUAAAUGUGAAGAUUACCACUUCUUUUUUAUGGACAGUCAUCACCAGAAGUAUUUCAGUACAGAAUAUACAAAAUUGCAUUCAAAGAUGUGUUUCCUGUUGCUUUGAAUUUUUCAGAAAUAUGUGAUUGUAGUGUCUUUAAU